CGAUGGAGGCCUAAAUAGGGGCCCGUCAAAGUUUUGUCGUGGUUCCCGCGACCACGCCAUGUCGGCCUCUUUGAGAAAGCCAUGCAUAUCUCUCGUUGUAACUGGGAGAAGUCCCGAGAUUCUCAAGUUCGACGUUGGGCUCCUAUCAUUUCCCAGAACCGAAAGAAAGGCAAGGUUUAGAGCAUAAACAGGAUGGGAGUGCUGUAAUCCCCACGGCGACUCAGUUCAUCCUCGUGCUCUUGGCUGUGGAAUUCAUCGCUAUCUCUUACUUUCUUCAGCUUGUGGCCCGGAGCCUUGAUACUCCUCGACGACAAGAUGAAGCUCAGCGUCUUCUACGGCCACCUCUUUGCCCUCUUGGGACCCCUCUUAUUCGUCUCACAAGCGAGCGCAAAGUGUUCGACUUUCAAACAUCCAGGACUGCUACACACGACCGAGGAUUUCAACCGUAUCACGGGAUUCCUCGACGCCAACAAGGAACCAUGGACCACCGGCCUCGACAAACUCGCGGCUCGCGCCAACGCUGGCUACACCCCGAGUCCCAAGGAGGUCGUUUGCCGCGGCGGCCCGGGCCGUGAGUGCAUACCGCAGAACUACGCCUCCCUCUUCCGCGACGCGGCCGCCGCCUACACCAACGCCGUCUACUGGAGGCUCACGGGCGACGAGGCGCAUGCCAACGCCUCCGCCAGGAUCCUCGACGCCUGGAGCGGCACGAUCCAGCGCAUCCACGGGCCCUCGGACAGGUACCUCGCCAGCGGCAUCUACGGAUACCAGCUCGCCAACGCGGCCGAGAUCCUCCGGGGGUGGGCCGCGUGGGACGGGCUGCCGGCCGUGAUCGAGAUGCUCGAGAGCGUCUUCUACCCGAUGAACCACGACUUCCUCGUCAACCACAACGGCGCCGUCAUCGAACACUACUGGGCCAACUGGGACCUGGCCAACAUGUGCACGAUGCAGGCCAUCGGCAUCCUCUCGGACAACAGGACCAUGUACAACGAAGCGGUCGACUACUUCAAGCACGGGGCGGGCAACGGGGCCAUCGAGAAGGCCGUCUGGAAGCUGCACACGGAGCCGGGAACGAACAAGACGCUCGGCCAGGGCCAGGAGGCAGGGCGCGAUCAGGGCCACUCCCUGUUGGACUUUGCCCUCCUCGGCGUCUUUGCCCAGCAGUCGUACAACCAGGGCGACGACUUGUUCUCCUACCUCAACAACAGGGUUCUCGCGGGGAAAACCCACCCCACCACCAGCUCGGAGUACGUCGCAAAGUACAACCUUGGACACGACGUCCCCUUUGCGAACUUCACCAACAGCCACGGCACUGCGACGGCCAUCAGCGCGGCCGGGCGGGGAGAACUCCGGCCUAUGUGGGAGCUGCUUUACGCCCACUAUGGCGUCAUCAAGGGGCUGAACGCUUCCUGGACCGAGGAGAUGCGCGAUUAUACGGUGAAGGAAGCCAGAGGCCUGGAGGGUGGUGGCGGAGACUACGGCCCGAACAGCGGCGGGUACGACCAGCUGGGAUUCGGGACUCUCCUGUACAGGCUCGAAUGAGCACUUGACGGAAGUGGUCUUGCUGGAGCGUACCGGUGUUCUCUUCUUUUGUUUCUCUUGCUUGUCCGACGAAGUUGUUGUUUGCAAGCCGAUUCGAAUUCUCCUUCAACUCGUCUGGCUGGUUCCAUAUCCUGUAAAACCUAGAGGCACCCUCCUUCUCCUUCCCGUGCCUAUUUUGUUUCAGUUAUCUUCAAUCAUAUUUGAGUUAUCCUUCACGAUAUGGUAGAAUGAAACGAAAAAAACAAGAAACCCUUUCUGAAUUCCGAUGGCCUCUUUGGACUCUGGUUGGCCGAAUAGGGAUUGUUAUGGUACCCUUUGACGACGUAGUUGUAAAGAGUGGUGUCAGUGUCGUCCAGGCAGUAGGCAGUUUUCUUGAUGCCCCGAAAUUUGGCCCGUUUUGAGACAUUCUACUAGAGGAUGAACCCACGCAUCUAGUCAAAGGGCACCGCAUGGCACUUCUGCGGCCUGCUCGUUGUCCUCUGAGGGGUGGUUUUACUGACGUGGCCGAUAAACAGUUUGCUGUCUAAGGCGAAAAGGUACCUUUGGC
Colletotrichum destructivum is the source of this 2089-nucleotide messenger RNA. RefSeq names its product Putative alginate lyase domain-containing protein. The coding region runs from base 316 to 1542 and encodes 408 amino acids. The transcript is spliced from 2 exons. Gene Ontology annotation, molecular function: lyase activity. Gene Ontology annotation, cellular component: periplasmic space. The record is from RefSeq and is a predicted model, not a curated record. Lineage: Eukaryota; Fungi; Ascomycota; Sordariomycetes; Glomerellales; Glomerellaceae.